Meloidogyne enterolobii is the source of this 1347-nucleotide messenger RNA. The record is from the annotation of a GenBank genome assembly. NCBI's taxonomy places the organism in Eukaryota, Metazoa, Nematoda, Chromadorea, Rhabditida, Meloidogynidae.
AUGUUUUUUUUUAUUUUUCAUUCUUUAAGAAUUUAUUCUUGUAUUGGAAUUAGUUUUCAAAUAUUUUUUUUAGAUUUGUUAAAGUUUUUAAAUAUGUCAUCAAAGGAUUCUGCGGAAUUUGACGAGUCCAAUCCGGAAGAAAUUAAAGAAGAACUUCGACGACUUAAAAACCUUCUCAAAAGUGAAGCGUCAAAGAAUACCAAACUUGCAACAGACUUGGAGCAAUUUCGAGCGCUUUAUGAACGUGAACACCGCAAAUAUCAGCAAGUCACUCGCGACUAUGAACAGGAGAUGGAGAAGCGCGACAGAGAGCUGGAAAAGAGGGAGCAAGAAAUAUUCGAGCUUGAAGAACAUCGUCAGCGUCUCUUGACCAACAAUGAGAAUGUUAAGAGUGAGGUGGCUGCUUUGAAUCAACAGAAUCGCUCUUUGACUGAGAAGCUCUGUACUGUUCAAAAGCAAUUGCUCGAGGAAAGGAACAAAUCUCUUCCAAAUCCUGCUGGAAAUGAGACUGCAUUGUUUGAAGCGGAGUCUAAAGUGGACGAACUUAAGGCAACAAUUGCGAGUAUGAAAGCUGAGGUUAGCCGUCUUUUGACUACAAAUUUUGAAUUGGAUGACCGUGCAAAGCAAUUGGAAGCCGAAUUGACUCAAGCAGCUACGGAUCAAGAAUCAAUGCGUGCUUUGAUUAAAUGUCAACAAACUGACUUGGAAAAUUCGCGCGAGAAGAUUCAGGAUUUGGAGGUUGAAGUUCAUCAAUUGAAUUCUCAAAUUGCUGGUGAUAUGCCUGUUGCUGCGAAAGGGAAUUCGCUUUUUGCUGAGGUCAUUGAUGGUAAGGACCUAGUUGAGAAGGAUUUGGCUCUGCUUCACAAAAGGCAUGCCCAACUUCAAAAGGAAUACAAUCGAGUUUCGAAAAUUGCUUACAACAAUUCAAUGAGUAAUUCAAUUUCUCGUGAUGGUUAUAAAUUGCAAGGACCAACACUUUCUGUCUUAAAAAUGGUUAACAGCGAACUCUCUAUGCGAUUGGACGAGAAAAUGCGUUUAAUUGAGAAAUGCCAUGUUUUGGAAGAUGCUGAACGCAAAAAUAUGAUUAAAUUUGCUAAGGAAAAUCCUGCUGACUUUGACAUUUUCCAAGAGCAUAUGAAUUCUAUGGUUUUACGUGACAAGCAACGUUUGGAACGUCGUGUUAUCAACUUGGAAUUGCGCGAGAGGGAUUUUCUGGAUGCAAUAAAUUAUGAGAAAUCUCGUUCUUCAUCUGUUCCUCAAUUGGAACACAAGUUGCAACAAUGUGAACGUUUAUUGGCUAAUUAUGAGACUGCACAGUUGCGUUUGGAUGAUGAUGAGGGGAUUUGA